AUGUCUGGAAUCAGAGAGAACAGGAAGAGAAAGAGACAGGAGAGUGCCACUCCUACAGUGACCGAUGAGAAUAUAACGGAUAUAUCUUCUAGUGAAGAAGAGGCUGCCAACGAGGUUGAUGAAGACGAAGAGAUUGAUUCAGAGGAGGAGUUUGAAGGUGAAAACCCAGCAGACAAAAGAAGAAGACUAGCCAAACAAUAUCUAGAGAAUCUAAAAACUGAAGCUAAUGAGAUUGUAAAUGCAGAUGAAGCUGGUGAGCUUGAUGAAGAAAGCCGCCAUAUUGACAAUUAUAACAAUUUUGAUGCCGGGGAUUUGGAUAGGGAGAUCAUUAGCUCAAGGUUAAAAGAAGAUGUUGCUGAACAGCAAGGUCGUGUUUACAGAUUUAUUUCAGACAGACUAGAUUUUGAUAAUGUAAAGACAACAUUCACAAGAGUAGGAGAAAAUAACCCAACUAGUUUGAGUUGUUACCAACCUCAAUUUAACAAGUUUGAUGCUAGCAGCUUCGGAAAGCAAAGUAAGAACAAACUGUUCUGCUAUGUUGUCAGUAAGGAUAUGACUUUAACAAAAUACGAUAUUACAAACUUCAACAGUAGACCAAAGAAAAUUAGAUCUACCAAAGGAGGUAAGCAAUUCAUUCCAGAGACCAAAUUUGAAUAUGAAAAUACCAGUGAAGGUCAUUACGAUGAAAUUCUUACUGUGGCAGCAUCACCCAAGGGAGAUGUUGUUGUAACUGGUGGCAGAGACAGAAAGUUGAUUGUGUGGAGUACUGAAUCUUUAGCGCCUAUCAAGGUGAUACCAACCAAGGAUCGAAAAGGUCAGAUUCUUUCUUUGACUUUUAGAAGGAAUUCUGAUCAGUUAUACGUUGCAUGUGCAGACUACAAGAUAAGAACCUACUCGAUCAGUCAAUUUGCACAACUUGAAACACUUUAUGGUCAUCACGAUAUAGUAGCAGAUAUUUCUGCGUUAAGUAUGGAGAGAUGUGUUACCGUAGGUUCCCGUGAUAGAACUGCAAUGCUUUGGAAGAUACCUGAUGAAACACGUCUUACCUUUAGAGGAGGUGAAGAUCCUGACAGGUUGUUGAAGAAAUGGCUGAAAACUAACGCUACAGAGAAAGAAAAUGGUGACCUAGAAUAUCCGCAAGAAUCAGAAGCUCCAUUAUUCUUUGGAGAAGGCAGCAUCGAGGUGGUCAGCAUGAUUGAUGACUCCCAUUUUGUCACAGGAUCAGAUAAUGGUAGUAUAAGCUUGUGGUCAUUGGCAAAGAAGAAACCAGUCUUUAUAGAGAGGUCAGCACAUGGAUUACUUCCUGCGCCAGAAGUUGAUGAAAUAUCUGGAGAAUCCUCUAAAGAGCUCAGAGAAAGACAAGUGCAAGAUAGAAAGUUAGUAAAACCAUACUGGAUUACUUCGAUUUACGCUAUACCGUACUCCAACCUAUUCGUCUCAGGUUCGUGGAAUGGUUCAUUAAAGGUCUGGAAGAUAAAUGAGAAUUUGAGAGAGUUCGAGUUGGUAAAAGAACUUUCAAACUGUCAUGGCGUAGUAACCAAAAUUCAUUAUGUAGAGGCUGGUAAGCACGGUAAGGAAGACUUCCGUAUUUUGGCAAGUGUGGCCAAAGAGCAUCGUUUAGGUAGAUGGGUCACGAGAGUACCAGGCGCUAGAAAUGGUAUUUAUUCUGCUGUGUUAAAAUCAAAGGCAUAA
Molecule: messenger RNA, 1692 nt
Organism: Nakaseomyces glabratus
Lineage: Eukaryota; Fungi; Ascomycota; Saccharomycetes; Saccharomycetales; Saccharomycetaceae
Gene: RRP9
Product: ribosomal RNA-processing protein RRP9
Cellular component (GO): small-subunit processome
Molecular function (GO): protein binding; U3 snoRNA binding
Source: RefSeq, a predicted model, not a curated record